CCGCCUUCGCCGCUGCACUCGCCUCUUCUCUUCCGUUUCCGGUGUCCCCCCACAGUCAUGGCUGCCGCCGCCGCCGGGCCUGGGGCGCCUCUGUCCCCAGACGAAUUGCUUCCGAAAGGCGAUGCCGAGAAGCCUGAGGAGGAGCUGGAGGAGGAAGACGACGAGGAGCUAGAUGAAACCCUAGCGGAGAGACUGUGGGGUCUGACAGAGAUGUUCCCGGAGAGGGUCCGGUCCGCGGCUGGAGCCACUUUUGAUCUCUCCCUCUUCGUGGCUCAAAAAAUGUACAGGUUUUCCAGGGCAGCCUUGUGGAUUGGAACCACUUCCUUCAUGAUCCUGGUUCUUCCGGUCGUCUUUGAAACUGAGAAGUUGCAGAUGGAACAACAGCAGCAGCUGCAGCAACGGCAGAUACUUCUAGGGCCUAAUACAGGGCUGUCAGGAGGAAUGCCCGGGGCUCUACCUUCACUUCCUGGAAAAAUCUAGAUUGCUACUGCUAUAUUUGACCUGUCUUGGUGGGAAGAAGUUUGAAAAUUCAGUAGUGUUUGAACUGCUGAUUAUUGGAUUUUUUUUUUUUUUUUUAAACUUUGGCACAUUGCUCUAUAAACCUGGUGGCGGGAUUUAUCCCCACAUUGGCUCGUGGAGACUCCUCACUUGCAGCUGUGCCCUCCACUGUCCUGACUUAUUUCUCUCCUCAAUGCUGAUACCAGAGUGCAGCAACGCAGACGGUUACUCCAACUCUGGCCAUCCACCCCCCUCACUAAAUUACUCCUGGUGGAAGAUCUCACUAUUCCGUUGCUGGGGUGGGAACUGAUUGCCGUGGAGAAGGAUGUGCUCCUGACCGUUAAUGGAAUGGAGAUGUUGGGGAGGGAUGUGCACACAAGAUAAAAUACAAAAUGCAUUAAUUACAGCUCUGCUGCAAAGCAGCCACUGUGAAUUUCUGUGUAUGUUGGAAAGGAUGGAGGGAGGGCUGGCAGCUUCAGCCACAAGAUGGGGACUGGAGGACAGAGCAGGAGCUCAUUUCCUCCAAUAUUCUGGCUGUUAGACUUGUGUGUAUAUGUGUCUAAAAGGAAAAAAAAGUCAGUGCUCACAUUUUGUAUUUAAAUAUUAAAAAAAAAAUGAUUCCAACAAAAAAAUGUCUUCCAAGUGCUUGUGAUACAUACCUGGAAGUUACUGGGACCAUUUUAGCAGGACAAAGCAGCUGCCCCUCAUGUUUUCUCUCACCUAAGCCAGCAGCACCAUUUAAUACUGACUCCAUAAGGCCAAAAAGGUAAAAAAUUCCUUUGUCCAAGAACCUCUCUUGAGUUCCAGCAAUCACUUUCGGGUCUGCCAACAGAGGAUAGGGUCCACGUACUUGCAGUCAUUUCAGUCACUAGGUCGUGUUUGACUCUUUGCGACCCCAUGAACUGUAGCCUGCCAGGCUCCUCUAUCCAUGGCAUUUCCCAGGAAAGAAUACUGGAGUGGGUUGCCAGGAUCUUCCUGACCCAGGGAUCGUAACUGCACUGACAGGCACAUUCUUGACCACUGAGCCACCUGGCGAAUUCUCUAGUGGUUCACCAGUUACGACUCUGCACCUGCACUGCAGGUUUGAUCCCUGGUCAGGAAACCAAGAUUCCACAUGGCCAUGCAGCAAGUCCAGAAAAAGAAACAGUUAUAAAGGACUUGUAAAGAAUGACAGUAUUGAUUUCUAGUCUGGGAAUAGGAAGGUAGCAAGUACAGCUUGGGUUUGUUCUUUUUUAAAAAAUACAAUUGACCCUUGAAAAAUAAAGGGUUGGGGGGACUAACCCUCCAUGCA
Molecule: messenger RNA, 1789 nt
Organism: Capra hircus (goat)
Lineage: Eukaryota; Metazoa; Chordata; Mammalia; Artiodactyla; Bovidae
Gene: TOMM22
Product: translocase of outer mitochondrial membrane 22
Exons: 4
Coding region: 58-480 (140 amino acids)
Biological process (GO): intracellular protein transport
Cellular component (GO): mitochondrial outer membrane
Source: RefSeq, a predicted model, not a curated record